This is a messenger RNA of Puccinia graminis f. sp. tritici CRL 75-36-700-3, 996 nucleotides long. RefSeq lists its product as uncharacterized. The coding region runs from base 1 to 996 and encodes 331 amino acids. The transcript has 7 exons. Lineage: Eukaryota; Fungi; Basidiomycota; Pucciniomycetes; Pucciniales; Pucciniaceae. The record is from RefSeq and is a predicted model, not a curated record.
AUGUUCUUUGAAUAUGGAUUCCCUCAAGACCGGCGCGAGAUAGCCCCUGACAGCCCAGAACGUUUCCAUGAAAGGGCUGUCGUCGGAUUGGUAGAAGGCCACUGGCUUGAUGCUUGUAACCAACCAAUCAAUCAAAAACUGAUGAUGGACUCCUCAAACCGGCCUGUGCCUGCGAACCACAUCCUUCUCUGCGAACCCAGCCCAGUGGACAACAUCAACUCAUGUCUACCAAGAGCUGGGACGGCUUUCGAACGUGGUCUCGAAAGCCAGCCGGAGCACGAGGCUUUACGCUCAAUAGCUGAAAACGGCUGGAAGGUCGUCUACAAAGUCAUGAGGGCUAGGUUCGGCGUCAAAGGCUUCGAGGUCGUAUACGCCUUUGAUGACAACCAUCCCUUUGGACUCGACCUCCCCGUCGGUCACCGUCCCUGUACCAGGCUAUCAGGCCAGCCGCCCAGGAGGAAGAAGGUCAAGACGAGCGCAUCUGGGGGCACCAGCGAGGUUGGGAUAGCUGAUUUGACUUUGAGUCAAUCCCACAACGUCUCCAACGGGGCUACCCCUCCCGCCCCUCGAGCUCAAAACCAUUCCUAUUCGACCCUUACACCGGCAAGCGGAUCCAAUAUCAUCCGCCAGUACUCCCAGUCCACCCAUCCAUCAUCAACCAAUCCCCCCUCCAGCCGCCUAGUCUCUCCCACGCGCCCCAAGCAGUCUCAGUGGCACUCUGCGCAGUCACUGCUCACGUGGUGGCUCGCGCACAACAAACUAUCCACUGCCCAUCUCUCAGCAGCCCAAAACUCGAUCACCGAAUUCCUCAGCAGUCUCUCACCUGCCCUGACCCCCUAUGGCACUCAUUUCAAGUGGCUCGGCGUCCAAUCUCCCGUUGAUCUCCUGGGCUUGAUCGAUUCUGGUGGCGAGGAGGAACUCGAGGUGUUCUUGGACGAGAUUGAUGUGCUUGUGGGAUCGGUGCUAGGGGUGAAGGGGCCAAGAAUGAAAAUGUGA